Molecule: messenger RNA, 8125 nt
Organism: Spodoptera litura
Lineage: Eukaryota; Metazoa; Arthropoda; Insecta; Lepidoptera; Noctuidae
Product: neuroglian
Biological process (GO): axon guidance; brain development; cell-cell adhesion
Cellular component (GO): plasma membrane; axon
Molecular function (GO): cell-cell adhesion mediator activity
Source: RefSeq, a predicted model, not a curated record
GCCAUUGAACCGUCAAGUGCUGAACGAACGAACGACAGCGAAUCUCAGAGGCCCCGCCUUUAUAUCCGUAAUUUUAUUAUUUCAGUUGGUUUUCGCGAUGAUAUUAUUAUAAAAACGGACAUUUAGAUACACAAGUUCUACGAAGUAGGAGACCUGUAAAGAUGGGUACAACAAAAGUACUGUGUUUCAUCGCGUUAAUAUCAUGUGCGGCGGCGUUAUUGACGUCACCGCCGAAGAUCGUGAAGCAGCCGACACAAGAGGAGAUUCUGUUCCAAGUCGCGCAGCCCGGCGAGGUGGACAAACCGUUCAUCAUUGAAUGCGAGGCUGAAGGCGAACCGGCUCCUAAGUACCGAUGGAUCAAAAACGGCAAACCCUUCGAGUACACGAGUUACGACAAUCGUAUCUCGCAGCAAUCAGGCCGUGGUACUCUCGUGGUCAGCCAGCCGCGUGACGAGGACCUCGGACAGUACCAGUGCUUCGCGUACAACGAGUGGGGAACUGCCGCGUCCAACAGCGUCUUCGUACGACGAGCUGAACUCAACUCCUUCAAGGAGACAGACAGCCAACAAGUCGUCAGGGCAGAGGAAGGCAAACCUUUCAAACUCACCUGCGAACCACCUGAUGGUCACCCCAAACCCAAAGUGUACUGGAUGUUGCAAGGCGACCAGGGUCAACUGAAAACCAUCAACAACUCGCGCAUGACCCUGGAUCCUGAAGGAAACCUCUGGUUCUCUAACGUGACUCGAUAUGACGCCAGUGUUGACUUCGCUUACAUUUGUACAGCUAAUUCCAUCUUCAGGAAUGAGUACAAGUUUGGUAACAAGAUUUAUUUGGAAGUCACGCAGACUGGUAUUGCGCCCACCUUGAACAGGCAUGAGCCGGUGCGCCAGUACACUACUAGGAAGGUCGAGAAGGCUUUGAAGGGGAAGAAGGUGGAACUGUACUGUAUCUACGGUGGAACGCCUUUACCGCAAAUCGUUUGGAAGAAAAACGGACGAAGCAUUGUCUCUUCCCAAGGCAUUACUCAGGAUAAUUACGGCAAGACGCUGGUGAUCAGGUAUCCGACGUAUGAAGACCAGGGCACGUAUACCUGUGAGGUCAGCAACGGUGUUGGAACUGCUCAGUCUUACUCCAUACUACUGAAUAUUGAAGCCGCACCAUUCUUCACGGUAGAGCCGGAAUUCCAGAACCUCGCAGAAGGCGAAACAGCUGAGAUCAAGUGUGAGGCUGGUGGUACUCCAGUGCCGAAGAUAACCUGGAUCCAUAACGGAAAGCCCAUAGAACAGGCAGAACCGAACUCAAGGAGACAAGUGAAUAGCAACAGCAUUGUCAUCACCAACCUUGUGAAGAAAGAUACUGGAAACUACGGUUGUAACGCCACCAGCUCCAUCGGAUACGUGUACAAAGAUGUCUACAUCAACGUCCAAUCAAUCCCGCCAGAAAUCAAGGAAGGCCCAGAGAAUCUCACCAGGGUAGACGGUUCCGAGGCUGUGCUUAAAUGCAGAGUGUUCGGAGCACCGAAACCCAUCGUCAAAUGGAUGAAGGAUGACGUUGACGUCACUGGUGGAAAGUACAACAUAACUGCUGACGGCGACUUGGUGAUCCGCGACGUGUCCUACACGGACGUGGGAACGUACCAGUGUUAUGCGAAGAACAAGUUCGGAGAGAAGUCCGCUUUCGGCUCCCUCGACGUUAAAAAACGCACAGUAAUCACGGACAAGCCAGAACAUUACGAAGUAGCAGCUGGCUCCUCCGCCACGUUCCGCUGUAACGCUAACGCAGACGACUCCCUCAAGCUGCAGAUCAUUUGGCUCAACGAUGGACAGCAGAUAGACUUUGAGAACCAGCCCCGGUUCCGCAUGACUAAUGACUAUUCUCUCCUUAUCUCUGACACCACUGAGCUGGACUCUGGAGAGUACACCUGUAUUGCCAGGACUGCUAUUGAUGAGGCCAGGGCGCAAGCUACUCUUACAGUGCAAGACAAGCCGAACCCUCCCGCGUUAGACGGAAUUGAAUGCCACGAGAAGACGGCCACCCUCCGCUGGCACUCCAUGGGAGACAACCGCGCCCCCAUCCUGCGCUACUCCAUACAGUACAACACUACCUUCACACCCGACACGUGGGACGUGGCCAGUGAUAAUGUACCCGCUAUUGACACGUCAUGGACCGUCCAGCUCAGUCCUUGGGCUAAUUACACUUUCAGAGUGAGCGCGUGGAACAAGAUCGGACCGUCAACUCCAUCGUCACAUUCCGAUGUCUGUACGACACAGCCAGACGUUCCCUACAAGAACCCUGACAAUGUAGUGGGAGAAGGCUCAGACCCCACAAAUAUGGUCAUCUCUUGGUCGAAAAUGCCCCAAAUCGAACACAAUGGCCCCGGCUUCUACUACCUGGUGACUUGGCGUCGCAACAUCACAGGCCAGCCCUGGGUCGAGGAACAAGUCCGCGACUGGCAACAAACUGAGUACACCGUACUCAAUACACCCACCUUCGUACCCUACAAAGUCAAGGUUACCGCAGUGAACUACAAAGGUACAUCCAACGUGACGCCCGUGGAAGUCAUCGGCUGGUCCGGUGAAGACAUGCCAAUGCUGGCUCCACAGAACUUUACACUCGUACAGGUCACCACCGGCACUACUGCACUACUCAACUGGAACCCAGUGCCACCAGAGUCCGUACGAGGACACUUCAAGGGUUACAAAAUCCAAACCUGGGUCGAUGGCGAAGAGGACAGGCUCAAAGAAAUCCUAGUCAAGGCUGACGCUUCCAGUGCUCUAGUCAGUAAAUUCAAGCCAUACAAAAAGAACAAUGCUCGAAUUUUGGUAUACAAUGGCCGUUUCAAUGGUCCUGCCAGUGAUACUCUCAGCUUCCAUACUCCUGAAGGCAAACCUGGUACCGUCAAAUCAUUCGAAGUGUACCCCAUCGGCUCCUCAGCUAUGCUCCUGAAAUGGGACAAACCUGUCGACGAGAACGGAGUCCUCACUGGCUACAAGAUCUACUACCAGAAGGUCACUGGAACUUCUCUGGGACCCAUUCAAGAAAGGAAGAAGGAGAUCGAUCCUAAAUUCGACCGCGCAAAGUUGGCUGGUUUGGAACCCAACACGAAAUACCGCAUUGAGAUCAGAGCUAAGACUAAGGCCGGUGAAGGAGACAAGUACUAUGUGGAGCAAUCUACUAAGUCAGUGGUGACUGCUAAGCCUGAUAUCCCAGUGUUUGAGACGAGUACAUUGCCGGCUAAGGAGGGAACUGCUCAUAUCUUGGUCCGUUGGAUCCCGUCAUUGGAUGGUCACGCAGGUACUCAUUUCGUCGCAUGGUACAAAUUGAAGGGUCACCCUGACUGGUCGAAGACUAACGAGGUGACAGACGAUGACUACGUGAUCCUGACGGGGCUGGAGCCGGGACAGGUGUACGAGGUCAAACUCACGGCACAUGACGGAGAAUACUUCAGUUCUAGUGAGAUUAAGGAUGUUGACACUACGAUUGACGGCCCGAUCGUGGAGCCGGGCGAGGACAAGACGGCGUCGGCGGGCUGGUUCAUCGGCGUCAUGUUGGCGCUGGCCUUCCUGCUGCUGGUGCUGGUGCUGGUGUGCGUGGCGCGCCGCAACCGAGGCGGCAAGUACGACGUGCACGACCGCGAGCUGGCGCACGGCCGCCGCGACUACGCCGACGGCGGCUUCCACGAGUACACGCACCCUCUUGACAACAAGUCUCGUCAUUCGAUGAGUAGCGGCACGAAGCCUGGCCCUGAGAGCGACACCGACUCAAUGGCUGAGUACGGAGAAGGCGAAACCGGUCGGUUCACGGAGGACGGGUCGUUCAUCGGGCAGUACGUGCCGGGCGCGCGCGUGCUGCCGCCGCCGCCCGCGCCGCAGCCGCCCACCUACGUCUAACUGCGCCCGGCCUACAUCCACGCCAGGCCAGAGGGAAAUAAUAUCGCGUCACCAGUCGACACUUUCAUUUCAAAUUCGUAAUAUUAUGUUGUAUUUUUACUUUAUACAUUUCACGAUGUCAUUCUAUGACUCGAUAGAAAUUCGAUUUUUUCGACAGCUACGACCAUCGAUACUAUAAGCUUCAUAGCUAUUUGUAAGACGCGGAGAUGUUCUGACACUGCACUGCCAUUUAUAAGUGUUGGAUGGUCGAACAUAGAUGUAACUAGCGCGAUGUAAAGGUAGCGGUCAAUUAUUGAACAUCCUGUAGAGCGGGAAAAACAUCUGUGCCUUUAUCCAAUUUUGAAAGUGAUAUCGAGAACUUCGGUAAAGAUUUCCCAGUGUGACGUCGCGCGAGUUGACAUCUAUUUGUCCAAAGCUUUACAUCGGUGAACAGAACGCAGCUAAUCACAGUGACUGUAUUUAGUUGAAAUUUAUUAGGGUGUAAGCAUUAGUGUAAGCUGAUAACGAAGCCUACUAUUCUGUUUCGGCCGGCUGUUAGUGUCCAUACACAAGGCUAUACGGUUUUAUUGACUAUGCUCCCUGAGAUCGUAGAGAUCGUCUCUAAGUCUGUUGAACAUUUCGUUAUUUAUGAGACUGAUUUUAAGUAAUGAGAAAUAGUCAAACUGGCACUGGCGUUCAGGUUUUGGGAGCAAUCGCAAACAUUCAUCGUUUUGUAGAACCUAAUAAACACUUCCUCAAAAUCUCGUUAAUUCCCAGUCACCGUCACUGAUUACAAAUGGAUAUUGCAAGAGAACAGAAUACCCGAUGUUUAUGGAGGUACAACGGUAGCCGCAUUCCAAAACCUGAACGUCGAGAUACUCGGCUUGUGUUAGUAAGUAGGCGAUGUUACGGCUCGAUAUCAAUUACGUGUAGUUAACCAUACGGUAGCUGGUCAAGACUUGAGAUAAGAAAAGCUAUUUUUGUCACAGAAAAUAAGGUAAUUAGCUCUGGACUCCGGUGGUCAUGUGCGCUCGUUGCGGACUUAACUGGCUUCGUAGUAUUGGCGUAGGGAAUUAUUGUAAGUAAGGAUAUUAGGUUUGGUCUACAAACAUCGGGUCGAAGUAUACGCGAUGUACAGCCAAUGGUCAGUUCGCAAGCCAAAUUCGUAUAUCGAUUAUUUUUAUAUCAAAUGCAUAUCUUUCUAAUCGCUCUUUGUAACACGCUAUGGACCAUAUAGAUUUUUAUUUUACGAAUCGAACAUAUGACUGUUAUAAAAUUCAGUAUAUCUUCGUCAUUCUAAAAUGUACGUACAUUUAAGCGUUGACCAAGCUUGUUCAAUUAAUUGAUGUCGUUACCCAUUACCGAGCGACACAAUGUUGCAGCUGUACUUAGGAAAUCUAUUUAAUAUUUUAGUUAAACAUUAAGAACUCUUCUUUGCGUUGUUCUUCUCUAAGACUUAUUAUUCUCUUAUGAAUAAGUGUAGCUGCAAACUUUUAAAACGCGUAGGUAAUGGUAAGGACAUUUGAGUAUCUAAAAAUGUAUAUUUUAUUAAGAAAAAAGAUAUUUUUAUAUAAUUGCGCAGUUUGACCACCGGGGCAUAUUGUGGUGCUUUGCAGAGUUAAAGAGAGGCGUGGUUCGGUGUUGUGAUCUCUGUUAGCGGAGACGUCGCGUCGGUGGUUCCCUGUCCUCCCCCUUCCCCUUUACGUCACUUAAUCCCACCUUUGGUGUCAGUUCACGCAACUAAACGCAUCGUGGUCUUUGAACGAGUAUAUAUUUGCUAGUAGAACGUUAUUCAAGUUGUAACAAAGCUAGUAUUGAAAGAUGGCUUCGGAUGGAGUCCAGUGGAGAAUCGUCAGAGACGUUGUUCUAAUCACUCAUUCAGCUCACCCUACUAAUAUCACUUGUGUAACACAUAUAGAUGUAGAUGGUCAAUAUUAUCAACUUGUAUAAAAGCCGCUUGAAGUGUGCGUGUUGUGUGCUGACAUGUCUGACUGUAACAUAGUAGGCGUAAUGAUAUUCGGAAAGAAUCUCGGUUAUUCGGAGUUACAAAAUCUCAAUUUGUCCCUCAACACUUGGAUGUUUGUCUAACGGCUCCUUGGUACAGCGGUAUCGAUGGAGUCGGUAACGUUUAUUGUAUAGAGUUUUGUCAUUCAGACAUAGUUAUCCGUGACCAUCCACUACGGUACAUCUCUCAAUCUCGAAUGAAUUUAGUACGGGGCGACCCGUCAGUAAAAUGUCUCUCUUACGUAGUAAUAAGUCCUCUUUAUAGGCUUUUUUCGUAUUUGAAUUUUUCAAUAUUUGACUUUAUUGAAGUUUUGCACCGAUCACAUUGAAGUUAUGCCCAAGUUAAUGUUUCUGAUUUUGGACGAGUGCGGCUUCGAGACCACUGCAUGUACUUGCGACCUGUGUUGUAUAACGCCAACAUGUAAGAGAAGGAAUCGUCGGCAGCAGUGGUCUCGCGGCCGCGCGACACUAUCUCAAUUGUAUCGUGUCUAGAUUAAGGCUAGGGAUUCGUGUUAACUAAUGUUAGGUAGCUAACGCGUUCGCUUACUGCAUCUGUACAUGUAUAUUUUAUUGUUUGCCUUAUCUGUACCUAUUGUAUCCGGUUUAUUCGUACACUGGCGUGUCGAGUGCGGCGUGCACUGAGGACCGUCGAUUUAUUUUAUUAUAAUUUUAUUUAUUUGUGUAUACUUAUUUAUCCGCCUGAAAGGUGUCGGGUCUUAAUUGAGUACAUUCCAGACGGUCUAACCAUGUUGAUUUUUCAAAUCGGUUUAUUUACAAGUCUCGUUACCGCGCCGGUCAGAUGUAAUCUGAACAAUGUUUAUAAAACUAGACCGCCGCUGAGACUAGCAACGUAAUUUAUUAAUUAUUUAAAUAUUAGAGCCUCCCAUAUAUUUAUUUCCUCUCGUUAUUAUGUAUAGUUUGACAAGGUAACAUGUUCGAAUGCCAACAUUUUGAUCGUUCUCAUUUAGAGCUUAUACUGUAACGAAUGGUACCUUAUACAUUGCAUAUUUAUAUUUGAUGGCACUGUUAUUGUAACCCCUUUAAGUUAUUUGUUAAGGAGUCUUUAUCAUGUCUAUUGUCUAGUAAGAAUUUAAUAUAUAUCUAUUAAUAUUAAUUGAUUAUAGUAGGAGCCUUGUUCUAUUCGCGUCUGUUUUUGUCGCUUUUUAUACCCGUUAACGAUUGAAAAUUCUUUGUCUUAAAAAUAUCUUGUUACGGUUCAAAAUACAAAUUUUGAUAUUAGAUUGUUAGCCACCGGUAUACGGUGGAUGUUCUCACUGCCUUCCCUACUAAAUUACACUGUGUUCAUAUUGUUUAACACGUACCUAGUAAAGACCUUGCCUUACGUGAAAUUUUUGAAUGAAAAUGUGAUUUUCAUUGUACCACUGUCGAGUUGACAGCACAAUGUCUGCAUUUACUUAGUGUCACAAUAUUACCGUGCAUUGUAACAAUAGUCCCACAUCACUACCGUACAUCGCCGUACCCAGUAGUUGAUGUAGCUGUGAAAUUGUAAUUGUGUACCUUUAUUUGAUCGCAAGUGUAACGAACUUCUGAAACAUUUUGAAGAUAAUCAUAAUUUAUUGAAUUGUAAUAGAAGUAAUGUAGAAGCCGAAUAUAUUGAAAGCAUCCCAGUCCCCAGCUAGCGCAAGAGAAAACUGUGUUCAUAAUAUUCUAUCACUUUAAUACGCACCCUUGUGUCGAUGUCGUUCCCAGUUCUUAAGAACAGAAUUAAUAAGAUCAUGCUUUCAAUAUUUUUGUCUCGAGAACAUAUUUAGUAAUAGCUGGAGUAUUCGCUAAACACGAACUGGUAGAUUGUAAUUGUUGUGAGGUACAUUCAGUGUUAUCUAUAAUGUUGACGAUGCUUAAUUUUACCAUUGUCUUGGAACAAGUGUCGAGAGCUUGUCAGUUUAUUGAAGGCGCCAGACGCCUCACCAUUAUUGUUAUACUACAUACAAAAUGGAAAAAUUUAAGCAUCUCUAACAGUUUAACUAUAUUUGCUAAGCAAGCUUUUUAUCUACAUUGGACUAUUUCGUUGAUUAGAUAAUAGUUUGCAUUUAUUAUAUUUUAAAAAAAUGUUUAAAAUCAUGACAAAAGUGUAGGUAAAGACUUGUGUAAAAUUUUCAGAUCUGACCCGUACGAUUCUGUUCACGAAUUAUCGUAAAUUACAUUUUAGUUCGCAUUAAGUAACUGUAAUUUAUUGUAACUAUGAUGAAUAUUUUUUUAUGUUGCAUAGAAAAUAAAUAUUAAGAAAUUAU